Molecule: messenger RNA, 3707 nt
Organism: Marchantia polymorpha subsp. ruderalis
Lineage: Eukaryota; Viridiplantae; Streptophyta; Marchantiopsida; Marchantiales; Marchantiaceae
Source: the annotation of a GenBank genome assembly
GGGAAAGUGUUUGCGGCCGCCAAGGGACCGUCUGCCAUCCAUUCCUGCUCUCUAGUCGCUCGUUCAGCUCCGCGCUCCGCUUCCCCUGUGCGCCUCUCGUCGCCUCCUCCUCCUCCUCUCCGCUGUGUGCUCUGCAGCAUCCUCUCCUGUCGUCCUGCUUCUCCUCCUCCUCCACUUCCUCCUCCUCCCUCCCCUUGCCUGCCACCCACAGCCCCAUCUUCCGCCCUGAAGCUGAAGCAGAAGAGAGAGCACGGCAGGGCAUGGUAACGCAGACCUGAGCGCUGCCAGAGCGGGGAGGACAAGAGGAGAUUGCAUUCGCGGCCGUCGUCGGGUCGAGCGGUGUAGAGUGCUAGUUGUUGCUUUGGUGUAUGUGCGAUUCUGCGACGAGAGCGAGCGGGAGCAGCAGGAAGGAUCAGCCUUCUGCCCGUCUCCCGAAUCUGCGGGCGAUUGGACUCUGUUCAAAGCAGAUGGUUCUCCUGACUGGUUAGCCUACUGCUUCCAAGGCCUCAGACACUUUCCCAUCUCCCCAUUCUGAAGUGCACUGAGAGCUCUUUCCACUGACUCUUCAUACGACGCUUCUCACAUGUAAUUUCUCACUCUCAUCAUGCCGGCUUUAAAGCACCGGCUGUUUCUUACGUACAAUUCGGCGGAGCUUGUGGAUGGCGCUCCUCUGUAUGUGUGCUCCAAUGGUUCCCCUUUCCAACUGAAGAAAGAGCCCGCCGGUCAUUCCUUCAAUGAAGCUGCCAAGCGCUUGUUAGGGUGCUUGAAUAAGGUCGAAGAGGAUGAUACUUCAGCAUCCGACAAAAAGGAAAAGGGCUCGUCUCCGUCUGUGGAUUCGUAUCACUUCAAAGGUAAAAAGAAAGGGAAGGAUGACGGAGAUCAACAGGAUCACUAUGCUUUGUUAGGUCUAAGUCAUCUCCGGUUUUUGGCCACCGAGGAGCAAAUUCGGAAGAGUUACAGGGAAGUUGCUUUGAAGCAUCACCCGGACAAGCAAGCUGCUCUGAUACUACAGGAAGAGACUGAAGAGGCUAAACAGGCCAAGAAGGAAGAGACAGAUCGUCACUUCAAAGCUAUCCAGGAAGCCUAUGAGGUUUUGAUCGACCCUGCAAAGCGACGUGUGUACGACUCUAUCGACGAAUUUGAUGAUGAAGUGCCUUCUGAAUGUUCCCCGGAGGACUUCUUCAAGGUUUUCGGGCCAGUGUUUGCGAGAAAUGGACGCUGGUCUGUUGCUCAACCUGUACCAUCACUCGGGGAGGAUGAAUCCACAAUGGCGGAUGUUGAUAGGUUUUAUGAUUUUUGGUGGAGCUUCAAGAGCUGGAGGGAGUUUCCACACGCGGACGAGUUUGAUUUAGAGCAGGCUGAGAGUCGAGAACACAAGCGAUGGAUGGAGAGACAGAACACAAAGCUAAGGGAGAAGGCCAAGAAAGAAGAGAACGGUCGGAUCCGGACGCUGAUUGAGAAUGCAUACAAGAGGGACCCUAGGAUUGUGCGGAGGAAAGAGGAGGAGAAAGCUGAGAAGCUACGAAAAAAGCAGGCCAAGGUUCUUGCAAAGCAAGAGAAAGAGUUAGAGGCAGCGCGAUUGCUGGAGGAGGAAAAGUUGAAGAAGGAAGUGGAAGAUAAGAGGAUAGCCGAAGAAGCUGCCGCGCAGAAAAAAAUUAGGGAGAAAGAAAAGAAGUUGUUGAGGAAGGAGAGGUCCAGACUGCGUUCGGCAGCUGCAGGUGUGACCUCGAGGAAAGAUUUUCGUGUUUCUGAUGAUAGCGUUGAGACUCUGUGCAUGUCCUUGGAGAUGGUGCAACUUAGGUGCAUCUGCGAGAAACUUGAAGAAAAGAAGGCCGUCGAAGAACAGGCGGAGAUGCUGAAGGAUAUCAUCAAAAGGGUUGACGAUGGCACUUUCACAAUUGAACCAUCCUACAGUGGUUCCCCUCCCCAAAGGGCAACCACUGUUGAGUCUGCUACAGCAAGUACACCCAGCAGUGUUACCGAGGACCAACCGAAGGUUAGCCCUGUGAAAGCGGACACAGGUUUGCCAAAUGGCCACGUUUCGUCAACAGAACCUGGAGAGGAGGUGAAGAAAUCCGUAAGUGCUCUCAAUGGAGUUGAAAAGAAGGAGAAGCCUUGGAGCAAGCAGGAGGUGGAGUUACUGAGGAAAGCCGUGGCCAAGUACCCGAAAGGAACUUCACAACGCUGGGAGGUCGUGGCGAAUUACAUAGGCACCGGGCGAUCUGUAGACGAGAUUUUGAAGGCCAUCAAAACUGUUCUCUUGCAGAAACCUGAUUCCUCCAAAGCCUUCGACUCUUUUCUCCAAAAGAGGAAGACCGCAGAUGUUUCUAUUGCCUCACCUCUCUCAACCCGAGAAGAUAUCGGAGAUACAGGGGUAAAUCCUAAUGCUAGUACCCCUGUCAUUGCGAAUGGUACUGGUAAUAAGGAGAAGGUGGAAGGUUUAGCGAAUGGCGUUGCGGCACCAGAGGAGUCCAGCUCUGAGAAGAAAGGACCUGCGGACACACAACCCUCUAGCAAUGGAAAUGCCUCCAGCGCUCCAAAUGGAACUCCAGGUGCCGCGGAGCAGGAGUUAUGGUCUGAGACGCAGGAGCUAGCCCUAGUGAAGGCCUUGAAGACAUUCCCCAAGGACACUGCACAAAGGUGGGAGAGGAUUGCAGCAGCUGUUCCUGGCAAGAACAAAUCUCAAUGUUUCAAGAAAUUUGCCGAGCUGCGGGAGAACUUCAGAAGCAAGAAAGGGACGGAUUGAGGAUUACAGCAAAGGAGCAUGAAGCAGUACAGUAGGAAUUGAGUACAGGGAGAACCAAGAAAUUUAUAAUCCUGGUUCUGUUAUCAUAAGAGGGAGUUGCAAGCUGGUGCCUCACGAGAGCAGCAUUGAUUUUGGUGAGUGGUCUGAAGCGCUACUCCACCAGAGAGCAUAGUUUGAUAAGAGAGAUUUUUGCUUACCUCCAACUUUGUUUGACCCAUGUUCAUUAAAGUGAAUAUCAGUUGGUGGAUGAAUUGGAUUCGACACCUGUGUUUCAUUUUAAGUGUAUCACUUGUAUCUAGGGUGGAGUUGCAAGGUUAACUGGUUUUUGCCCUUAAUUGGAGUGCCAGUUGAUACUGCGCUUUUACUCAGGUUCCGGUUAAUUUUAGAUCUGCCCACCUCUAGUACCAACCUUGUUGCCUCUUUGGGGCCUGAAGAUUUUCAUUAAGAUUAGAUCAUAGAAACUAGUGUACGCAUUCCUGUUGCUUAGAACAGGUGAGUGAAGUGGGAACAAUCUAUCUCCACACUUGUAUGUUUGAUCAAUUACGCAUUUAAUAAUACCCGAUAAGUUGUCUGCCGUGGAUUACAAGUAGGACAUUUUCUGUUAUCAGCUUCGAAAUUAUCUGUUGGAUAUCUUGUUUAUUUGUCAGUGGAAACACCAAAUCAUCGCCGUGUUGCUAUUUUGAGCGCUGUCUAUGUUUGUCAGCAUUUUCAGUUUAAGUUUUAAAAUUAAGAGAUCCUAGGUUGUGUUGGACUUCACGUUUUUUAUUGACUCUCGCACUUUGGACCGACGAGCAGCUGAGAACGGAGAUUCUCAGUGCUCCUUGUUUGUGUACAAAUUUCUGAACGGUAUGGUAACCGACUUUCUGAUGCAUUGGACAACGUGUUGAAAAGCUGGCUAUGUUACUGAAGCUCUAUUUUAAUCUCGUCUUGGGAUUAUGCGGACAUCACAAGGGAGGAGUAU